AUCUCUUCUUGUAAGAGAAAUCGAUCCAGAGACAGAGGGAGAGCGAAAAAUGAUUCGAACGGCUUUAUUGUUCGCUGCUUUGCUCGUCGGAACAAGCGUAGAAGCGCAGCAACUACCUCCGUCGAGGCGCGAUGGAUUCGUGUAUCCACCGGGUCGCAAGAUCGAACCGGAUACGAUACUUAUCGAAGCGUAUUUUGAUCCGGUUUGCCCCGAUUGCGGAGACGCUUGGGAACCGCUAAAGCUAGCGGUUGAUCACUACGGAUCUCGCGUUGCUCUUGUUCUUCACCUCAUGCCGUUGCCGUUCCAUGACAAUGCGUUUGUAGUAUCUCAGGCCUUACACAUUGUGAAUACCAUAAACGCCAAUGCCACGUUCAGUUUGCUGGAAGGGAUCUUCAAGCACCAGGCGUUGUUCUACAACUCGCAAACACAAUACAUGCCAAGACCUGCAGUUGUGGACAAAUUAGUCAAACUGGGGACAGUUACAUUAGGUAGCUCAUUUCAUUAUCCUCUUAAAUCUGGCUUCCGCAACUCAAAAUCUGAUCUUGCCACUAGGGUUUCCUUCAAGUAUAGCGUUUCAAGAGGAGUUUCCGCAACACCAACCUUCUAUGUGAAUGGGUUCGAGCUGCCCGAUGCUGGUUCUCCCAUAGAUUUUGAAGGAUGGAAAAACACCAUUGAUCCUCUGGUUAAACCACGAGAAGCAAAGAUACAGGACACCUUCCUUUCAUUCCUAACGCAGCCAUCGUACUAGUAGUGCUUUUUAUGCUGCCUCAGACUCGCACAUAAUGUACUAGACAUAUUUAAUUCUCCACAAUUUGUCUGUAAAGAAAUAAUCUCAACUGCACAGAAGCUUAAAAUCAUGCGUGUAUAAAUUUUCAGUUGCAUGUUCAGUAUCUUAUGUGCAUUUUAAUAUUUGACCAAAGUUUUAACAUAUGGUAAUUAUUUUAAGAAUUUAUUGUACUAAACUCGAAAACGUAAUAAUAAAAUAAUAAAAACAGUAAAACGUAUAAAACAAAUCAUUACAUACUAAUAUGAAUUAAGAAAUAAAAUGAAAAAAUAUCCGCACGUCAAAAUUAUAGUGUUCAGUAUCUUAUAUGCAUUUUAAUAUUUGACCAAAGUUUUAACAUAUGGUAAUUAGUUUUCAAUUUUUUAUAAAAAAAACAUUAAUAUGCUUACUAAAAUAGUUAAUCAAUUGUUUAGGCUUAAAAUGCAAUGGUUGAUAGAUUUAUUCUUGUUUUCGUUUCCAAACCUACCUUUAUAGAAUGAAAGUCACUUAUACAGUACAUAGAGAUGAUGACAUUUGAUUAUGAUACGGAGAACAGAGAUUUUUCCUUCUUCUUUUUUGCCAUUACAAGUAAGAUGUGGGUUUUGUCAAACACUUUAUUUAUAUCUUGUAUGAAAAAGUCCAAAAGUCCAUUUAUAGACUUCUUGAGCCCACAGAGAACCACCAUCUCUUGACUAUUUCUUGCUCCUUUUUGUCUAGUUGGAUAAUCUUCUAGGGAAAUCAUACACUUCACCACGAAUUUUGAGCUUGACCAUUUUAACAAACUGGCCAACCGGUACCGGAGCAGGUAAACCGAAAAAGUUGUAGGAAUACGAUUUGGGAUAUUCGUUUGUUAAUUGGUUUAUUAUUUAUAGCAUAAAGAGACAAUGCUUUCAUGAAUAAAAGAACAUUAAAUAAACAAGUAGCCAUUAAUUUCCGUAAAGGUUGAAUUGAAGCAAAUUAAAAAGUUCGUGUUUAAUACACUAUGAUAUGCUCCCAAUUUCACAAAGAGAUAAAUCAAAACUGAGGAAAAUUAUGUCCUAUCCGCGGUUCAGUUCGAACCGGUUAAAAGUGAAAUUUUGCAAACCGGAAAUCAAUUAGGGCAGUUCACUGGUGCGGCUGUUAUAUAUGAGAGGGCGCCUUGUACAAAACCGGUCUAAUUCCUUGCUUAUCCGAAUCUACUAGGGUUUCCAAGGAUCUAACCCCAACAGUCACACAAGAUGGACAUGUAUGAGCGCGUUGCGAAGCCGAAGGAUGAGACUCCGAUUGCUGAGAACGAGAUUCGCAUCACCAGUACCGGUAGGGCGCGAAACUGCAUCACCUAUGCCAUGGCUCUUCUUCAGG
Messenger RNA from Brassica napus (rape), 2104 nucleotides. RefSeq lists its product as uncharacterized. NCBI's taxonomy places the organism in Eukaryota, Viridiplantae, Streptophyta, Magnoliopsida, Brassicales, Brassicaceae. The record is from RefSeq and is a predicted model, not a curated record. Bases 50 to 748 code for a protein of 232 amino acids. The transcript has 5 exons.